AUGUCAUUACUUGAUUCUGAAGCGGCCUUCAAAAAGAGGGUCAUAGAGAUCGGUGAUGAAGUUCUUUUUCAGACACUGGACAAUUCAGGUUUGAAGACGUUCAGCGGUUUGGCCUUUGCAUGUGGGACACCGCAGUCUCAACCAGAUGAUGCAGCCUUUGGAGCUUUUGCCGCAGGACCCGAUGGUGUGGGAAACCGACCGCUGGAUGACCAUAUUACAAGGUUGAAGACGGACCCAAGGGUGACCAUGCACUUGCUGCCAUUGCCUACAAAGGCGCAUUCGGUGGAGGCCUCCAACGCUAGCAAACCAGACGCUGGCAAACCAAAGGCAAAAAUUAGACCGGGCAAAAGGGCUCGAGCAACAACGGAGGUAAAGAUGCCGGACGAGUUGAAGGGUGGUCAUUCAAAGACGAGUGAUGAGCAACUUCAACAAGAGGAAUUGGAAAGCCCUCGCCAACAGGAUGAGGGCUUGCGCGAAACAGCAGAGCAACGUGCGGAUUUACACUUUUUGCUGGACUUCUUGAAAGCUGAACUCAAUGUGCUGGUGUAUAUUCACUUGGCGCCGCCCUGCGGCACAGCUUCAGCAGCCAGAGGAAUUCCCGUUCCAGGUUGCCCUCAAGAGAUGCAGCCUGUGCGAUUUGGCCUGGUGCAGAAAUCGAAGGUACGAGUCAUCGAUGACUUCAAGCAAUGUGGAGUCAAUGGUUCAACAGGCCUUCCAGAAAAAUACGUGCUGCACUCCAUUGACGCCAUUGCGGCCACUUUGGUCCGAGCGUUAUCAGUGGGGUUGCCUGAGGGCGCUCAGGUGCACUUGUUGUUUGAUCUCUUAGGCAUUGAUUUCGCCCGAGAUGGAGACAAAGCUGGCGCCUUCGAGCAAACCUUCAAGGCAUUGGGCUUACUCAUUGAUUUGACUGAUUUCGAUGCAGAGAGGCUCAGAGGUCGUCUGCAGUGGUAUGACACCUUUCUGUUUGGGAGGAUUGCAAACUAUUCCAUGAGUGUGAUCAGCAAGAGAGCCACCUCUUGCUCUUUGGAUGGUAGCUUGGACCCGCAGCUCCAUCGAGCCUUGCAGUUUCUCAAAGAGCAUGUUUCCGUUUCGAAGCCAGUGGAGCUGACCAAGUCAGCCGGAAAAACCUACUACAUUUUCACUGAUGGUGCGGUCGAACCCACGGCAGAUGGGUCGCAAAUUGUGGCCUCCGUUGGAGGCAUCUUAUACAACAACGAUGGCGAGGCCGAAGCCUUCUUCAGCGAGCGGGUCCCCCAGCUGAUUUUGGACCUGUUCCUCCAGCAUUCCAGCCACCCUAUUUUCGAGGUUGAACUUCUGGCAGUGCUGGUUGCUGCACAUGUAUGGGCCCCGGCCAUCGCUAAUUCCUACGUGGUGUUUUACAUAGACAACGAGGCCGCAAAGAGCGCUUUGAUGAAAACCCACUCCAGCGUUUUGUUCGGCAAUGUUCUCACCACUUGUUUUGCACAGCUUGAAUCUGAGCACAGUUUGAAGGUUUGGUUUGGAAGAGUGCCAUCGUAUUCAAACCCUGCUGACAAACCCAGUCGUUUCGAAAUCCAGCAACUGUUGGACGUUGGUUCCGCUUUGGUUAAGCCAAGCUGGGAUCAAGUCUUGCUUCUAAUCGAAAGGAAGGAGCAGACACUUUGA
This is a messenger RNA of Cladocopium goreaui, 1644 nucleotides long. NCBI's taxonomy places the organism in Eukaryota, Dinophyceae, Suessiales, Symbiodiniaceae. The record is from the annotation of a GenBank genome assembly.